Messenger RNA from Dreissena polymorpha, 7305 nucleotides. Its product is annotated as rho GTPase-activating protein 44-like. Gene Ontology annotation, molecular function: GTPase activator activity; protein binding. Gene Ontology annotation, cellular component: cytoplasm; intracellular anatomical structure. Gene Ontology annotation, biological process: regulation of Rac protein signal transduction; regulation of actin cytoskeleton organization; signal transduction. The record is from RefSeq and is a predicted model, not a curated record. The transcript is spliced from 18 exons. The coding region runs from base 120 to 3068 and encodes 982 amino acids. NCBI's taxonomy places the organism in Eukaryota, Metazoa, Mollusca, Bivalvia, Myida, Dreissenidae.
CUUCCGGAACAAGUCAGUUCAUCGAUUAUGAGUCCGGAAGAAUUUCUGUUAUAAAUCACUCUAUUUUGACAGCUCACGGACAAGAAAUUCAUUGUUUUAUUGCGAAACUUAUUGCGACAAUGUUCAAAAAAGAGAACUUGAGAAAAAAUUUCCUGCGUGUAAAGCAGACAGCAGAACAAAAAAUAGGAAGAAGUGAAAAAACAGAAGUACUUUCUGAUGACUUGCAGACAGCUGAGAAAAGAGUGGAGCUUUUAAAGCAAGUCUCAUCAAAUACUUACAAAAAAUUAAGUUCCAGUCUUCUAGUUGCCAACACAUCAGCCAGUGAUGCAGAUAAAAGACUUAAAAAGAUGCCUGAAGCUGGGUUGGGCCAUGGCAUGGUGGAGUCGGCCUCAACACUUGGUACAGAAUUUAUCAUAGGUCAAAUGUACCAGAUGUGUGGAGAGUGCCAAACCCUGCUUGCUAAAAAUCAUCUAGAGUAUGAACAAGAAAUUGAAAAGACUGUUUUGGAACCUAUUCAUGAUAUUAUUGAGAAUGAAAUACCAAAUAUAGCCAAACUCAAAAAGGCUCUCAACAAGGUCACACUUGAUAUGGACUCAGCUAAAAAUAGGUGGAAUAGCGCGGUCCGUCAGACCCAGACCCCGGGGGUGAACAUGCAGGCGGCUGCACAGAAAGUGGACGCAAUCAAGGAUGAACUGGAUGAGGCAAAUACUCGUGUUGACCAGGCAAAGGAUGCUUACACAACUGGUCUGUUCAGCUUUAUAUCAAGAGAGAGUGAACAUAGUCAAAACCUUCUGUCUCUAUUACAAGCCCAGGCCAAAUACCAUCAGAGCGCUUUAGACAUGAUCAACGCCAUCAUACCAAGGAUGCAGGAGUCGUUGCUGUGUAACCCUGUGAAGCCGGUGUACGGUAUGGCCCUUGAGGAGCACCUGCGCUGCACCAACAGAGACAUAGCCCAGGUCAUAGAGGCCUGCGUAUGCUACCUGCUGGAGUGUGGCAUAGAAGAAGAGGGCUUAUUUAGAAUAGCAGGCAUGGCCAAUAAAGUCAAGAAAUUAAAGGCCUCAUUUGAUGCUGGUUUUGACCUAGAUGACACCACGGACAUAGAUCCACACACAGUUGCCAGUGCCCUCAAACAGUACCUUAGGGAAUUACCAGAACCAUUGUUGACCUUCCAGAAGUUCCCAGAGUUCAUGGCGGCUGCACAAUUACCUGCAGAACAAAGAUUACAGGCACUGUGGGUAGCUGUUGACCAUUUACCCAAACCAAAUUAUGACAACUUUAGAUAUUUAGUGAAGUUCUUGUCCAAGCUGAGAGAGAAAUCGGACAUAAACAAGAUGACCCCCGGCAACAUUGCCAUAGUGAUAGGACCCAACUUGAUUUGGUCUGAGGGGGACAGUGGACAAAACAUGAUGAACACUGGAAUUCUAAGUUUGAUUACUGAGCUCAUAGUACAACAUGCAGACUGGUUCUUUCCUGGAGACCAGAAUUUUACAGCCACGGCAAGGGACUGUGCCCCAGAACAUAAAAGUCAACAGCGACCCUUGGUGACCCCUAAGUCAGGUCAGAGAGAGGUCAAGUCUGUUUUCAUGGGGUCGACCAAUGCAAAGCCAGCCCCACCCCAGAGGUCAAGGUCACAGUCGGCAGUAGGUUUGGCCUGUACAGGAACAGUUUCCAGCACGCCGAAUAUUCCUGAUUCCUCCUCCAGUGAAACCAACAGCCUGUCAGAGGAAUCGCAGGAUCUGAAGGCAUAUGAGGGGGCUAGCACUCUGGAGAGAAAAGACAAUGUUGACCGUUUUUCUACUGCCUCAGGGGACUUAAGUCUGGAUUCAGCAAAGGAUCAUAAUUCCACUGCCACUAAACCUCCCAAGCCAGUGAUCUCACCAUUUAACCCAAAUGAACGCAAAAUGUAUCGCACUGCCAGCACAAAGAAAAGUCCCGCACCAAAACCGAGAGCUGAGUCUGUUCCCAAUGAUUUGCCGUCCAAACAGCCCGCAGCGACAUGCGCCUCAACAAUGCAAAAUGUGCACUCAGAAAUGUACAGCACGGCGUUUGCACUUCAGUCGCUUGGGAAUGGAGGGAACGGCAAGUGGCCGGAAUAUUUGAGCACGGUCCGAAACAUGUGGGAUGAUAAACUCCACGAGUCAACUAGCAACAGUGGAGGUCAAGGUCGGGCAAGGUCAGAUCAGGAGGUGAAUUUUGGAGGGUACAGUGGGGAGAAUAGUCCGCAGUUGAAUAAAUCCAGCAGCUCAUCGGAGCCCCAAUCUCUAGAGAAGUCCACCUCCAAUCAGUCAUCUACAGGAUCACCAUUCUCAAGUCCACCAGUUAAUCAGGAAGCUCGAGUUGCCAUGGUAACAUCCAGUACCCUGCCCCCUGCUUCACGGUCCCCUUCUGUGUCCCCCAACACGAGCAGUUCACACCUGUCUGGAGCCCCCCUGGCAGAAAGUGAGGAUCUGCAAGUCCCGGGCUCUCUGCAGCGCCGGGUCACACGAAAACCGGCACCCCCUCCUCCGCCCGAGCGACCGCACUCUGUGGCAGUGACCGCAAGCUUUAAGCCCCUGGCUGCCGCCUACCAGACCUGGCCGAGACAGGCCGCGACACCCAUAGCUGAGGACGAGGACAACAUCGAAAAAGGCUCAGAGAUUGAGGAGACCAGAGCCGAGAAGCCAGAGCGCCCUCACCCUCCCGACAGAGUGUCCUCCCUUCCCCACGGUGCUAGUCAUAUGCACUCCGACCGGCCUAAAAUUCCGCCUCCCUUAGUUCCCCCCUCGCACAAGAGAUCUGCCUCGACCGGAGCGCCUGUGACCAUACCUGGCAAUGGGUUACAAUGCACCAAGUUUGAUUCCACGUCAGGUAGUCCGUAUUCAAGCACCGCUUUGAGUGGUGACCACGAAUCGCCACCAGUGCUCACUAACAGCAACAACCAGCUUUCUGUCGCACAGACUGUAGACAGUAAUAACUCUGUAUCUAGCAGCUUGUCUACUAAUAAGCAGAUCACAGCACGAUCCCUGCGAGUCCUUCCUCCCCCUCCCCCUCCUCCUGAGGCCACAAUUGUUGAACAAACUCAUCUGUAAUGAGUCUAGACUGUGAUAUAUACAUGUUAUGCUUGGGUGUUAUCUACUUUUCAUGUAGAGGACUUAUUUAUGAAUCAUGUUAUAGUGUGGAUAGCUUGUACAUGAAUUUUUAUGACUAGGUAGUGAAUCUUCACUUAACAACAGAAUAUGUAUGUAAUUGAAUAGGGUUUUUGCAUGUAUAAUGACUUAAUUUUCAAAGCCUAUUUUCCAUCACCAGUAUAAUGAAAACGUAAAAAAAACAUUUAAAUACAUUUGUAAUGUUUCACUAAAAAGUAACAAGAUAUAAUGUGACAUUAACAGCCACAAUGUACUUGUUUCUUUCUUCACAAUACUUUAUGAUAUGAACUCCUGAGUCAUGUUUAAAAUUCAUAUGUUGAGAUUUUCUAAAGUCGUGUUGCAAGUUAUCCACACUGAUCUUCGUGAUACUUUGAAAGCUUCUUCUUUACAUGGGACAUGUAUUCCCACAACUCCUGUAGAAAUCUUUGACUUCACUUGAGUUCAUCUUAAAAUAAUGAUGCAUAAGUUAUAACUUUCCAUAGAAGUUGUGUGAAUACCUCCCAGGUCUUUUUCUCUGCACAAUACAUUUACCUUGGCCAUGCGAUAUUUUCUGUCUCUGGCUUUCUUGUGCUAUUUAUUCCUAGUAUACACACUAGACAUGUACAGUAAUUAAAGUAUAGAUAGAUAGUGUUCAUUCAAUUUUAACUUACUAGAAUGUACAUAUGUACAUAGUUCUGGUACGAUUGUACAGUAUUUAAUGUAUAUUUAUGUGCUGCAGUUAAACAGACAUUUUUUUCAUAUUGUUUGUGUAAUGUUGUCACUUAAUCAUGUUUCUGGUUCACUUUAGAUGUUGCAAUACAUUUUAAUGAAUUUCCAAAUUCAUUUUUUGCAAGCUAUGAAUAAAAUUACUCUUUGAAUUUAGGGCAAUUUACCCCAAAGCACAAUCUAACAAAAUGUCAUAAUCCAAAUUUUGAUUAUUCCCUAUAUUUCUAUAUGUUGUUUUUCUUCACUUUUAUGAUGGCAUAAUUUUAUUGCGGCUGUUAAAAAAAGACAUAAUAUUUACACAAUAAUGCCCUAACUGUUUGCUACAUUCAAUUAUUUUAUGCCAGAAUUUAUCAUAAGCUAAAUGGUCUAAUGAGCUGGAAGCACUUUUGUGCUUUCAGUGGAAUAAUUAACUUACAAACCAGUAAACCAUUGUGCAUGAUACAGUAUUGUUGAAAUCAUCUAGAUGGUGAACAGUUUGAUAUUGUCUUACAUAUCUGUAUAAAAAAAGACUGUGCUUUUUGUUAAAAUAUAGCUUGAAUAAAGAUGGUAUUUAUUCUUAUUUAGUAAGAUUUUGUGUUUAGGUAUUACACUUUAUCAUAAUUUGUAUUGCCCAAAGUUUGUAUAACCAAUAAUGUUAUGUACCUGAAAUAUUUAUUAUUGCUGCCUUUAACAAUUAGGACUUGUAUCACCAUUUUCUUAGUUAAAUUAAAUUACCCUACAGUAUUUUUUUUGUGUGAACUAUAAUAAAUUCUAUUAGUGUUAUAUGGAACUACAAGAAAUAAAUGAGUUAGUAACGUUUGAAGUAUGAAGUAUGAAUUAAUGCGGCAUUGACAUUAAGGUACUCAAUUAUUAUUGUUUCUGUAUUUUAUUAUUUUACCAGCUUGGUUUUAGUACCUAACAGGAGUGCUGUUGUCAAGAUUUUAUUUUUUUAUCUACACAUUUUAUUAUGUUUGUCUAGUAUUCUUAUGUGUGAAACCUAAGAGAUUCCAAAAUUUGACUGGGACAACAAUACACUGUCUGUUACAUGUGAAAUGAUUUCCUAUAAUAACCAUAGGAAGUGGACACCAUUGAGUUUAGAAUAGGUAGUGCCGUAGGACUUGAAUUGAUAAGACCUCGACUCGACACACACAGUGUCUGACUAUAUUAUUCUUAAUGUUGUUAAUGAGUCAGAAAGAGACACAUAUAUCCAUAAAUGGACAAUUUCAAAUAUAUGAACUAUAUGUAAAAGUUUGUGGUGUGUAGCUAUUAUUUAGCAUGGAAGUUAUGGCUGUAUGGCUUUAUCACAUUUGUUUAACUCUGUCAGAAUGUCAAUAUUUCAUAUUCAUUUCAAAGUCUUCAUUCUUUGCAUUUGUUUGGUGUUCCUUUUUUUAAUGGACUUUUGGUCAUUGUUCAAGGUUUUGUAAAUUCAAAUGAGAAAGCUUCAUGAGGCUAUUUAACAAUUGAUCACAAUCUUGCAUUUGUUGGCUCAAAAACUGUCCCUAUUUAUCAACUUGUUACAAUUAUCUUGUUUUUCAAGUGAGGAACAUUAUUACAGCAUCCGACUGUGUAAGUUUUCUCCACACUUUAGUAGCAUCCUGGUAAAUGUUGGGAACCUGCUUUAGAUUGCAUCAAUUGCUUUUGGCUUCAAAUUGUGAAUUGUAGUAUUUCAUGAAAUUAUCAGGACAUUUUUCUUUUAUGUUUAAAACAUCUUACAAAUGUAGUGAUAUAAACGCACUAUUUAAUUAUCUAAAGAAAAUUUACUAAAUGAUUCUUUUAUGGUUAAAAUUGUCCUUGUACAUUGGGUUUAAAGAUAACAUUUAUAUGCCAGUACCUUACUUCAAACUCUUACUGACAAUCAUGUUUGUAUAAAUUGUACAAGAAACUAAACAUUUCUGUAUAUUAAAAAUUAGUUGUAUAUUUAUUAUGGUAGACGGCCAUUUAUCACAGUAAUCAGAUCACAAUUUUCUGCAGAGUGAUGUUUCCCUGAAAUGUAGUUCUGGAAUCACCAUAGAAGUUUGUCUGUCUGUCUGUCAGUAGACACACAAUAAUCUGGAGAAAUUCUGGUACACAUCUCAUUAUGCAAUAUUCAAGCAUACAUGUAUUGUUCCUUAGUAUAUUAAGUAGUGCAUGUUGGAUUGUUUUCAUCCCAUGUUAAAAUGACUAAUGUUAUGCCUCUUGUUCAACUCAUCCAGGUACAAUGUCUGUAUCAUUACCUGGUACUAGCAAAUAUACAUCUCUGAAAUUACAACUUCCAGAUGAGUCAUAUUUGUAAUGUAACACUUUAUAUGAGCCAUCUUAUUUGUUUAAUUGAAUCAUGACACUGGGGUUAAAGCUGUUGAUUCACAGGAUGUCAAAUAGUUUAUAUAGACUGAAUAGUGAAAUAAACUAAAAUGAUGUUUUGAUGUAGAUGUUUUCCUCUGAAACCACAACGCCCAAAGGUUUUAUAUUAGGCAUGUAACAUUGUGUUGUAGUUGUUUUCAAACUUUGUUGGAUUAAAAUUCUGGGUUCAAACUAAAUACACCUCAGGGUCCAAUACUUAAAUGUCACAAUUGUUACCUAUUACUAUAGAUGGCAGUGUGGGGUAUUCGUGACAACUGUGCAAAGCUUAAUAUUAAAUUGCAUUCAACUACGGCCUAUUUACAACCACUGCUGAAAGGUACUUUAGUGCAAAUACAUUGUCAAAUUAUCAAAUUAAGUUUAUUGUAUUUUCAUGUUGAUUAUAUAUACAUGUAUCUAACCAUCGUUAUUCCUGUUUUUGCAAGAGCUUUCCAUAGAAAACAAACUAUUCUUGUUUCUUACCUUAAACAUUUGCAUUUGACCAAUGUGUCGUGUUUAUGUACUGGAAUUCAUUUCUCAAAUACAUUUUAAAAAGCUCUUGAUAUAAAAUGCAAUUCUUACCAUUGUUGUUUUAUCAAGCAUAUGCAAGCUCAAGCAUCAAAACACACUUUUGACUUCCUACACCUUUCAUAAUUGAUAAUCUAAAAAGUUGGCACUAUACUUGUAUUAAUUGUAGUUACCAUCUUCUGGAUAAAGGCUUUAUGCUUUUUAUGAGGGCAAUGGCUUUUAUUUUUACAGUCAUAGACUAAAUUUUGGUUAUUGUUUUUUAUGUAAGUAUAAUCCAUUUUUUGUUCAUAUUCUAACAUAAGUGCUGGGAAUCUUUUACAUAUCUGUAUAGUGUACUUGUAGUUAGUUGAAUGACAUCAUAAGUAAUGCAUUGUGGUGAAGAGCCAAGAUAUUGUUUAAUAAUUUUUAGCUCGGCUGUUUUCGGAGAAACCUCGAGGUAUUGUCAUAGCCAGCUCGUCGUCCGCCGUCCACAUCGUGCUAAAACCUUAACAUUUUGUUAAGGUUUUGAACAUUGGCUCUAAAAUCAGAGUGCUUCAACCUACAACUUUGAAACUUAUAUGUAGCUGCACCUUGAUUAGUUCUACAUGCCACACCCAUUUUUGGGUCACUAGGUCAAAGGUCAAGGUCACUGUGACCUCAAAAGAAUUAAUAA